Talaromyces rugulosus is the source of this 1899-nucleotide messenger RNA. RefSeq lists its product as uncharacterized. The transcript has a single exon. Gene Ontology annotation, cellular component: MUB1-RAD6-UBR2 ubiquitin ligase complex. Gene Ontology annotation, biological process: establishment or maintenance of cell polarity; ubiquitin-dependent protein catabolic process. The record is from RefSeq and is a predicted model, not a curated record. Lineage: Eukaryota; Fungi; Ascomycota; Eurotiomycetes; Eurotiales; Trichocomaceae. Bases 1 to 1899 code for a protein of 632 amino acids.
AUGAGGGAAGUCAACUUCAGCAUCCCCAACGUGAACAAGGCGUCCGUCAACAUCACAACGACGCUGUACGACCGACGAGCGCUCGACUGCACAUCGACCCUGCCGCUGAUCAACUCGCUUAACCACCUCGCAUACCUGACCACGUCAUCCGCGCGAAUUCGAGACAUCCUGACCGUCGAUGGCGGCAUCGAGCGAUUGGUAUGCAUCCUGAAGGAGGGCCGGAGUAAGGACCUGAUGGAGAUGUGGAAAUGGAGCCUGGCCUUUCAAUGUGUUGUCAACAUCGGCGUGCGCGGCUCUGAAGCCGUGCGCACUCGCGUUGUUGAGGCCGAUAUGAUUCCUGUCAUUGCGACCAUUCUCGACAACUACGUCCAGGUCGUCGACAAGGUCCGCGCCCGUGCCGAUGCCGACCGGUCGACUUCGUCCCGACACAUCCAACCUCUAUCGCAGAACCGAGAUCAGGCUGGCCUGGCCUCGUCAUCAUCGUCGUCGGUCUUUGAGCGCUCAGCAGCCAUGGACCAACGGCCCUCGCGUCGACAGGCGCCCCCGCCGUCGAUUGAGAUUCCUCAGCCCUUCAGUCAUGACAAUCCUCUCCAUCAACACCAUCACCACCAUCAUCAUCGCCACAACCACAACCAUAACACUCACGAUCAACCCCAGAACCAGGCUGCUAUGGACCUUACACCCGCUCCCCAGGUCGUUUUGACGUCCCCGCCCGAGCGAACAACGUUUGGCCGCGAUGUUCACAACCCUAGAUACCACGACUUACGAUACCAGCAACCUUCCCCCGGCAUUCGGCCAAUGCAACCCCUGGCCACUGCCGUUCCUACCAUGGAUGUAACUGAUGGAUUUGGCUUGCAACCGGUCCAGGAUGGUCUUCGUCUGCCUAGCAUGCAAGUCCUCACUCCCCGAUCUGCUGGCAUCACCUCCCAGCCGGACUCCCCUACAACGCCUGGCGGGCCAUCGCAACCCCGCAACACAUCACAUCCUGCCGUUCGUCUGGCGCGCCCGACGCUGCGCCAUCACCAGUCAGCGUCAGGUGAAUCCGACGACGCUAAUGGAGAAGAUUCCCCGAUGGCAGAAGAGGGACCAUCAGGCCAUGUGGCCGAGCCCAUCGUGGGCGUCCAAAAUUCCAUGGAGAUUGACAACGUAGGCGACGGAGAAUCGAUUCUCGAUGAUUCUGAGUCUCGUGGCUUGGCAAUGUCCGAUCCCUCGCGAACCCAAGACGCCGAAACCUUCAACAUCACACACCGCUCGGCUGUUGAUGGCAGCAUUGUCAAUACGACUAAUACGCAAGCCCCAGGCACGUUAGGCUUCUCACCUACGAACGCACCGACAAACGCAAACUCUCCUACCUUGAAUCCCAGUCCUUACUCGACCUUUCUCCGAAACCACAACUCGCCCCAGGGCGUGUUGACCUCGAUGCCCCGCGAUGAAGAUGUGCUUAUGGCCCUGCAACUACUUGCUUAUGUUUCCAAGUAUUGCAACCUUCGUCCUUAUUUCCAGUGCUCUCAUCUGGUUCCGAAACUGAAAAUCGGGCACGAGCUGGGCUUGCUAGACGACCCGACGGGCGCCAGUCUUCCCAUGGAAGAAGAGGAAGAGGAAGAGGAAUACAUUAUUCCCGACGACUACAAUAUCUUCCCUCUGGUUGAGAAAUUUACCGUGAGACACCAUUCAAAGGAUAUGCAAUACUGGGCGUGCGUGGUUAUGCGAAAUCUAUGCCGCAAGGAUGAAUCCCGAGGCGGAAUUCGGCAAUGCGCCUUUUACGAGUGCGGCAAGUGGGAGCAAUUUCAACGACAGUUUGCAAAGUGUCGUCGCUGCCGUCGAACAAAGUACUGCAGUAAAGAAUGCCAAAAAGCUGCAUGGGUGUACCAUCGUCAUUGGUGCCACAGCACUCCAUGA